Rodentolepis nana is the source of this 948-nucleotide messenger RNA. Lineage: Eukaryota; Metazoa; Platyhelminthes; Cestoda; Cyclophyllidea; Hymenolepididae. The record is from the annotation of a GenBank genome assembly.
AUGGAAUGGUUCGAUGAUAUUAAUGCAACUGUUGGCAAUUGUGUAAAUCUGGAUGAAUCGAUAUUAGUGAAGAAAAAGAAUGUUAGAUAUACGCCUUCAGAAAUUUCUCAUGCAGUUUUCACUUCUCGAUUUAACAAAUGCACACAGGAAGUACAGCCAAAAGAAAAUCAAACAUUAUCAUUAAUUAACCGCAAUCCUGAACGCAGCAUAUGUAUUAUAAAUCAAGAAGAGGUUGAUCAGUUUCUUAAUUUAAUUUUGUUUGACCCUGUUAUAAGUAAAUUCCUUCAGUUUGAUAAAUGCUUCCGAUAUGCUGAUAAGUAUUUGUUGGUGAUGACCUUCGUUUACUUCAAACGUUGCAAUUUCUCCCUAAAUGAAUAUACAAGAACUAACUUUUUCUGCUGCCUGUACCUUGCACAUGACAUUGAGGAAGAUGAUGAGGAUUUAAAGUAUGAAAUUUUCCCCUGGGCUCUUGGAACUAAUUGGAGAAACAAAAUUUCUUCAUUUCUUCAGAAGAAAGAAAGCCUCUGGGCCCGAAUGAACUAUAGAUCUAUUGUGGGCGCCAAAUGUUGCGAUGAUUUACUUAUAAUUUUCGCUUGCGACGAAAUAUCCCGGCGAACUAGACAGCCGCACCAUGGUGGAGCAAGAAGAACUUACCUUAAAAGUCCCCUUUCAAACAUGCCUAAUGGUCCUAAAGCUAUGCCUCGUGAAUGCAAAUUAUGCAACAUGGUGGAAGUUCGCUCUCCUGAAUCUUAUUGCUUAGUAAGACAAUCCUUCGGAAAUGAAAGUGGCACUGAUGGCGCGUAUUCCCGUGGUGAAUCCCUCUGUUAUAAUGAAGUCUCCUAUGAAGAUGAAACCUGGCUCUCUCAAGAAACGUUUGGUUCUGAAGCCCCUUUCAACAUUUAUUCUGCCAAAAAUAAAGAUGAUUCUAUGAUGGUGGGUGAGGAAUGA